UACGGAUACACAUCGCACAUGUCCCAUUGCUCGCGCGUAAACAAAGACGCUGCACCCCCACCAUCGACACGGUCAAGCAGCAGCAGCAGCCGCCCAAGAUGUCUUGGUUUUGGUCCAGCUGCGACGAGUCCGCUUGUGCCGCUGUAAACCCCAACGCUCCAUCGACCGUCGGCCUCCUCUUCUCGCUCCUCCCCUUCCUCCUCACCUUUGCCGCCGUCGCCGCUUUCGCAAACCAAACCAUCUUCCCCAAACUCGCCAAGGUUCACGACGCCCACGAUGGCGAGGACCACUAUCUCCCCUCGCACGCCCCGCCCAGCCUGCGCCAGGCCCACGCCGAACACGGACAAAAGAGCGCGAGGAGGCGCGUCGCGGCGGCCGUGUUUAGCGUCACGAUUGCACUGGCGACGGUGUUGGGCGAGUUGAUACUGAGCGAGAUUUCGGAUCUGGUGAGCAGGCGCGCGAGGGAGGUUGGGUUAAGGGUUACGGUGCCGACGUUGCUUGUGCUGUUGGUGGGCGUUAUACCGUUUCUGGAGAUUCAGAGCGUCGUUUCGGGCGCUGGGUGGAAGUUCCAGCGGAACGGGCAGGGGAGGAUACCGAGGUUCGCGUGGGGUGUGCAGAUGCUCGUGUUUGGCGGGUGGGUGUUUGCGUUUUGGAGCUUGGGGGGCUUGGUCGGGCUUGACAAGACGGCUACGGCGGGUGGAGGGGUGUUGAGGGCUUGUUUGGAGAGGAUUGGCGUUAUUGGGAUCUCGUUGAUGGCGAUGCUGAGCGGGUUCGCGGCGGUUUCGAGUCCGUGGCAUACCCUCGGCGCGGUGUCGGAACGGAGAAAGAGGCCCGUUACGGAGGCGGAUGUUUCGAGGAAGGAGGCUGGGCUGGAUGCCACCAACGAGAUGUUGUUGACGAAACGACAUCGGCUUCAGGCGCUGGAGCGGAAGGCGGCGGAGGCGCAAUCGGGCGGGUCGUCUAGUUCCGGGGCCGGAGGCGGCGGCGGCGGCGGCGGCGGCGGCGGGUUCAUGGGGAAGAUGCUCGGCGCCGUGAGGGGCAUGGGCGGCGGCGACGAGGCGGAGAUGCGCGCUCUACGGCUGGAGAUUACGGGUCUCGAGACGAUGGAGGCGAAUCUGCAUUCCUCGCUGGGCGUGAUGCGCUCGCGGCGGGCGGCGGACGCGCGCGCGGCGACGACGUUGGGUAAAGUGCUGGCUGUCCCGCACUACGUCUUUUCGCUAUACUGCCUCUACCGGAUCCUGGCGACGACGCUGGCGACGUUGCGGAGGGCGUAUUACCCUUCCUCGAGCUUCAGCUCCUCGGACCCGAUUAACCGCUUCCUCGGCCUGCUGGCGCGGCACUGGGACCCGUCCCUGGACCAGAUUGCGUGGGCGCGGCAGAUUAGUUUCUUGUUGAGCGGUGUCAUGCUCGCGGCGAGCGCGAAUAGUGUCUUGCAGACGUUUCACCUGUUUUCCAAGUGGAUGCCAGGCCUGCUGUACCAGGCGCAGGCGAACUUGGCUCUGAUGAUUGGGCAGAUUACGGCCGUGUAUGUUAUCAGUGCGGCGCUGUUGUUACGCAGUAACUUGCCGCGGGAGAUGGGGAGCGCGGUGGGGGAUGCGUUGGCGGGCGCGCUGGAGCCGCGCUUUGUGGAUUGGUGGUUUGAGGGUUGGUUUUUGGCGAGUUGUGGUGUUACUGGGUUGGGGGUGUGGAUUUCGAGAAGGAUUGGGAGGGAGGAGUGGGAUGAGUUUGGGGCGGAGGAGAUGGGUGCUAAGAGAAUGUAGAGGUUCCGACAUCUCGCGAGGAUGUUUGAACUUUCUGGUAUCCAGGUCCCAAGAGCAAGAGGGAUGGAGGAGGAGGAGGAAGUGAGAUGGGCUAUGAGACAUGUUUUGAUAUUGGGGUGUCUGACUAUGAUGGGGAGUUUUGGGCGUGUAUCAAUCAGUAUUAUUAUACCUACGGGUUGGGAUGUUCUAGGACCUUGUACAAUCAUGACUUCUUUACCUUGUUAUCAGACACACAUGUUCUGAUGCUUUGUGUGGAGGCUUUAAACUCGUGAUUGCGUGAAGACAGGUGAGAGGCCAUGUGAGAACACA
This is a messenger RNA of Colletotrichum godetiae, 2069 nucleotides long. Its product is annotated as Abscisic acid G-protein coupled receptor-domain-containing protein. The transcript has a single exon. The record is from RefSeq and is a predicted model, not a curated record. Gene Ontology annotation, cellular component: membrane. Bases 99 to 1760 code for a protein of 553 amino acids. Lineage: Eukaryota; Fungi; Ascomycota; Sordariomycetes; Glomerellales; Glomerellaceae.